GAAAACAACAAAAACUCUCCUUUUAUCUUACAAUAGACCAUAUUUAACAGUAAAAGUAAAUACUGCAACGAGAUGAAGGAGACAAAAUAGAAACACCACACUGUAAUUGUUCCCAAAUAAAAAUAAGGACAUUGUCGUUCCCAAAUAAAAAAUAAGGACAUUUUCCCAGGCGGUGGGAUCAGCCCAAGACAAGUAGAUAAAAGUUUGGAAACGGAUGCCAAACAUGCAGCUUCAAUCUCACGGAGGCUGCAAAAAUCGCAGUAAGCAUGGUCAGAAACGCUCUCGGUUUACGCUGCGCGUGGGACUGAGGCUUCACUCGACCCGGCGUUCCCAGGUGGGGUUUUGGUGCGUCCGUGGAAGGUGCCUGCCUGGACGCUCCCGGCACCUGAGGGUCGAUGACGCACCGCAAAGGGCGCCAAGUUCUUGAUCAACUCUCGCUCGCAUUUCCUGCUAAAACAAUCUCAGUUCCCCGGUAUCCCCCCACCCCAUUCCCGGGGGCCCCUUCCUGAUCUUCCUGUCUGUUUCUCCAGAGAGCGUCGAGCGGCUUCCCGAGCCAAAUGACCGGCGAGAAACAAAAGCCAGCAACAGGAUCUGCGGGUUUCCCAGCGGCCAGAAGGCGCUAACUUUACUUGGGCUGUUGAGGAAACGGAGUUGUAAUCGGUAGCCACGGCGCAGAUGGGAGCUUUCCGUGCCACCAGGCGAAGAGGAGUAAGGAAGCAGCGCAGCCACAAGGCUGCAGCUGCCACCGCCGACUCUGUGUGUGAGAGCGUGUGUAUGUGUGUGUGUGUGUGAGAGAGAGAGAGAGAGAGAGCGAGAGACUGAUUGUUGGCAGCCUAUUGGCUGAAGGUAGCUUUACGUCACAAGUGAGAGUUCCUAUAAACUCCCUAAACAUAACGGGCUCCGGACAAGUUCCAGCCGCCAAGGGUUACUUCGAGGAGCGCGGGAGGUGAUCAAAGCGAGCCGAGCCGAGGACAGGACAGGACGCGACAAACGCUGUUCAAGCUGCUGGCUGCAUGAGGCGCACCAUCGUGUCAACCCCCCGGUUCGCUUGCCAAGUCCGGCUCUUCUCCUCCAGCGUGCCAGGGAGCAGAGUGCCUGCAAAGGUUAAGUGGACGGGGACUUGGGAGCUGUCGAGCCGAAAGAAAGCCCAGCGCGGCAGCGCCUUGGCGAGGCGCCGGCGGAUUUGCUCGUAACCCCGGAUCGGCCGCGGCCGAGAAAAAAAAAGCGAGGCUAUUUCGAGGGCACAAUGGUAACACCGAGUCCCGUCGAUUCGGUACACCUCGCGCUGAGCGUCAACAGUAGUGGCAGGCAAAGCCCGGACAAUUCCAUCACGUCCGGAGAAGGCUGGGUGGUGGGCAUGUCCAUUCUCAUGUCGUUGAUCGUGCUGGCCAUCGUCUUUGGCAACGUGUUGGUGAUCACGGCCAUCGCCAAAUUCCAGCGGCUGCAGACGGUCACUAACUAUUUCAUCACUUCUUUGGCAUGUGCGGAUCUCCUGAUGGGCCUCGGGGUGGUCCCUUUCGGAGCCAGCUACAUCAUCCAGCGUAUCUGGAAGUUUGGGAGUUUUUGGUGUGAGUUCUGGAUCUCAAUUGAUAUCCUCUGUGUGACAGCCAGCAUUGAGACGCUGUGUGUCAUUGCUGUGGACAGGUACUUUGCCAUCACUUCUCCUUUCAAGUAUCAAAGCCUUUUGACCAAAAAUAAAGCCAGGAUGGCCAUCCUCUUGGUUUGGGUAAUAUCAAUCCUGACUUCCUUCUUGCCUAUCCAGAUGCGGUGGUACAGAGCCAAAGGGCAAGAUGCUGAGAGUUGCUACUUGAAUGAGAGCUGCUGUGACUUCUUCACCAACCAGGAGUAUGCUAUUACUUCCUCUGUCAUCUCCUUCUAUGUACCUUUGGUGGUGAUGGUUUUUGUCUAUGCCAGAGUCUUCCAGGUUGCUCAGAAGCAGCUAAAAAAAAUAGACAAAUGCGAAGGACGAUUCCAUCAGCAAAACUCCAAUCAGGAGCGAAAUGCGGGAAAAGGAAAUCAUAGGAAAGCAUCUAAAUUUUGCUUGAAAGAGCACAAAGCUCUUAAAACUCUGGGCAUUAUCAUGGGUACUUUCACUCUGUGUUGGCUCCCUUUUUUCAUUGUCCACAUUGUGAGUGCUAUUGAAGAGACCUUGAUUUCCAAAGAUGUAUAUAUCUUCUUGAACUGGGUGGGAUAUGUCAAUUCUGCUUUCAACCCUUUAAUUUACUGUCGAAGCCCGGACUUCAGAUAUGCUUUCCAGGAGAUCCUCUGCUUCCGGAGGUCUGCCUUGAAAAUGUAUGUCAACGGAUAUUCCAAUAGCAAUGGGAAAAGUGACUGCAAUGGGGAUCACAAUGACAUUCACGCAGAUGAACACAAGACUGGCCAAUGGCUCUGUGAAGAAGGAAGUCCCCCUAUUGGGGAAGAGUUUGUGCAUUGCAAAGAAAUUCCUGGAUGCCCUGGAAUGGUUGAAAGUUGAACGGAUAAAGUACCCCAUCACCCUUUGCAACUUGCAGAAGCUUGUGAAGAGAUGAAUUCAAGUUCAGCCAUAUUUCUAUCGGGAUGGGAGAACUACACAUUCCUUCAAAGAAAGGACAAAGGAAUGAGCAGACGGAGUAAGCCAAGACUCCAGAUUGUGAAACAUGAGGAAUCUGCAGUGAAUGAAUCUUUCUGGGACCCAAUUAGGAGAAACCAAAUUCAUCGUGUGAAACUACUGCUUGAGAUUGGAUUGGUGGAACCUUCAAGUGCAAUAAUGAAAAUGCUUUCAUGAAGCUGAAUCAUAUGAGUUUUCAGAAGCAGGGCAAGAGUUAAAACAAGCUUUUACAACCCCACAGGAAAACUCAAGGAACUGAAAGCUUGGGAAUAUGCUUUCCCAUAUUAUUCUUAGUCUACUAAUAAAAAGGACACAUAACAUCAGGCUUUUUAGCUAGUGGAUUGUUAGGAUUGGAACCAGAUCUUAGUGCAGUCCAUGAUAAUCACAAAAUUAGGAAAACAGAAAAUAGCCCUGGAACUCAUAAACAGGGAAGCACUAUUAAAAUGGGUUUACAAUGCAUUUUCAAACUAGUUUCUAUUCCUGCAAGUCUUUAGAGAGCCAAGUUGUACCACAUAGUUUCAAAAACAUUACUCAACUUUUAUUAACUUUUUAAUUAACUUUUACGCAGCAUUUAGAUAAUCAUUUUUUCCAUCCAUUUUCAGCAACAAAGACUUCUGCCCACUUUCCUUUAAAGAAUAACUGAAAAAGGACAUGGUUGGAAGACAGUUCUUCUCUCUUUUUAUAUGUAUAAAUGUUAUCUCCUUCUCAUGUCUUUCUCUCUACUUUUAAAAAACAAACAACCUUUAUAUACAUCUGUUACUGUUCCUUUCCUUUCUUUUCCUUUCCUCUCCUCCUUGCUUCUCCUCUCCUUUCAUCCCCUUCCCCCUUUCUCCCCUCCCCCUUCCUCAUGAGAAGGGACUGAAUUCUUCUUUUGGAUAUUGAGAGAUCUGGACCUUUCUGCUUGAUUUGUGCAAGCUCAUGAACCCUUCCAAAUUGCUGUCAAAAAGGGAAGAUACUGAAUAUGAAGUGGAGCAAAACAGUGGAUCACCAGAGAAAGCCUUGGGUGAGAAGUACAAAUUGGUUAAUGGAAAGACCUCAAGGCAGAAGAGAACCUUCAAAACUGUGGUUUUCUAACAAGCCUUCAUUACCUAUAGGUUAAUAAUUCUGAGACAUAAACUAUUUGAUUUCAAAUGUAAAGUGUUUCAGCCUUGAAAGUAAUACUCAGCUUUAAACCUGGAGAAGAUUCUUACUCCUGAUUAUUUGACCUUUGUCCUAUGAGAUGAGAGUGAGGAUCCCACUGUCAGUCCCUUCCCUGCCAGCCAACUCAACACUGUGCAGUUGAUCAAUGAAAUAAGUGGCAAGAGUCCCUCUUUUUCCCCAACUGCCCUUUUUACAACUGAGAGACACAUGCCACUCAUUGGUCAUGAGUGGCUUUUCCGUGAUUUUUUAAAAAAAUGCCUGAUACUCUUCUGUGAAUGAGUCAAGUUUACGGAAGUAGUUUCCCAUCUCUUCUACAUGGAUUUCAUGUUCAGUGUUGUGCAGAAUUCUUCACCUCUUCUGAUUUGAGAGAAGGAAUUCCUGUCCUAUAAACUCUGAGAAAGCUAUCCGUCUGCACAGAAGCUUUGGUUGACCAGUGAUUGUAUUGUAGUUUGCACUCGAGGAUAGUAUGCACAUGUGAACCUCUACGCAUGAUCUCUUUAGCGCCUUCAUCUUUCAGUAUCGUGUAAGAGGGAGAAGCAGAAAAAAAAUUGGACUCUGCCUGGCUUUCUUGUGUUUUUUUUUUCUUUUUUGCUGUGAAAUUGACAUACAAUGGGCUUCCAUCAGCACUGCUCUCCAGUUGUGAAAUGUAUUUAUUUAUUUAUUUGUGAUUGUAUUGUAAGAGCAACUUGCAGAGUUUUUCUGGCUUCUUAGGGCUCCUCGCUAAGAAGAGACAGUGAUGAAAUCCAUAGAAAGAUACUGGCUCAACCAAAAUAAAAAUGAACCUAUUGCAUGGUGAUGUCCAGAAUCUAUAGAGAUUCAUCCAGGUCUACCAGCUACUGUUUUCUUUAUACUAUACAGAUCUAGACACAUUCAGGGAAGAACUUAAUGAAAGAUACUGAUAACCAACAUCCUAUUGGUUCUUUUCCCCUUACUACUCCAUUAGUGAUGGCACUUGCUAUUAACCUUUGGGCCAAUUAAUCCACAAACUGGACUGUAUUCCUAUUUGUGGACUUUACAAUGCAUGUGAUUAUGCUGAUCAGGAGGGAACAUAAUAAUCUUUUCUCCCCAUGACAUUUUUCCAACUUUAAACAUGCAAUUUGGCAAGGGACAGGAAAGCAAAAAGAUUCCCCACUCCCUCCCAGUAAUUUUCUUGCAGAUCCCUAAGAAACCAGCAAAUGUAGUUUAGUUUGAGGGCACAGUGGAAGCCCAGAUCACCUUCUUAACUGAUGCCUGGCUUCAGAUGGAGAGAAAUGAAGGCUUUCCUCCACUCCCAAGAAUUUAGUUGCUUGAUUACGGAGGGUGAGAAGGAAAGAAAGAAGUCACAGGAAUCACCACUGAUGACUGGCCGCCAGCUAUGAUGACGUCCGUGUUAACAAACCAGUCGAGUGGUGAGGGGACUAGAUUAAUCCUAAGAAUCCAGGAUACAUUUUCAAAUAGAGUUUUUCAUAUGGGAUGGGAAAUGUGAGUGGGUAUUCCUGUCAUUCUGGGAACUGCAUGUGUCUGUGGAAAACCUACUCAAAUAAGAAGCAGCUUGUUGGGGUGUAGAGCAUUUCAUUCAAGGACAGGGUGCAAAAGAAAGGGUCAAGCUUUUUCCUGAUGCUGAAGCUUUGAUACAAGCUAGGCUUAUAAAUAGCUGUGGUUUUUUAAGAAAUCCACUAGAUUUUCCUAUUUAAUGGAACUCUUUGCAUCAUUCUUAAAUUAACUUAGGAUAUUUCUCUUGCAGAAAAAAGGUUGACUAAACACAAAAUCUCCUUAGAAAUAUUUGAAUGUUUGCUUGUGGUGUGAACUAAGAAACAACAACAGCAACAGAUUAAAUGAAGAGCAACUCUGACUAAAAAUAUUUAUUAUUAAAGAAUCUAGACAAUUGCAGAACAUGUAUUGUGGCUAUUACAGGCUAUAUUGAGAAACUAAACCAAAGAGAUUUUAUUUAAUCACCAGAUCUGCAAAAACAUAUCACACAUACCAAUAAACAUUUUGGAAAUUUAGACAACAGAUUAGCUAUUCCUAAUCUUUAGGAAGUAAGUCUUGAUUUCAACUUCUAGUUACUAAAAGUGGUUGAUGUGUUGGUUAGAUAGCAUUUCUGGGAAUCUAAGUUUAAAAUGAAUCCAUGUCCUUGAAAAUCAGGAUUGCUAAUUACAUUGUUGUUCCUGUCCUUUCAAACCAUCUGUUUUUAAGAUAUUCGUGUCUUGCUUGGGCUGAGGAAAGUUUUUAUUUUUAUCUAGAAAAUAUAAAUCCCCAGAUGUUUUAGACAAUAUUAUCAUAUUGUCAUCAGCAUAAGAACCUCUUAAAGGUCACAGGCAUCUCUUCUGAAUCCUGGAAGGCUUUGCAUUUGGGGCUCUUGAUGCAUAAUCUACAUCAAAGUGUAGGAUAAGAUAUUAUCUGUAGUUUUGGAACUGGUUUUGAGUGAAUAUUUAUUGCUUUAGAAGGAGAUUUGUUUAAUUGGGAUGGGGCUCCGUUCCAAUAUCAGUCACCUACAUUAAUCUCAAACAGUAAUGGAAGGGGGGAAAAAAACACAAAGUCUUUUCAUCUUUUCAAAAUCUCACAGAUCUCUAAUAAAAUUUACAGAACCAUUAAGUUAUAGUUCAGGCUUUACAAGUGAGGAGCCCGUUAUCUCUAAUGCUGGUGGUUAUACCUGCAGGUGUAAACGUGGUUUAACUUCUUUUCUUUUAAAACUAUAAAAGUAAUCGUUAUAAUGGUCCUUUUUAAAAUUAGUAGCAAUUGCUGAUGUUCUUCAGAGUCCAUUACAGCUCUGCUACUUCUCAUGAAUUCCAAUGUGUUUUGACAAUAACCAUUAGCUAUGCAUUAUCUCCUGUUAACAAUGUACAUGAAAAUGUAAUGUGUGAUUAUCACCUAAAAGGUAACUUUUUCUGAAGCACACACAAAAUAUAUAAAGGUGUCACAACAUACAUAAAAGAAUAUACCCAUGUAUAGGGUAGCUUAUCAUAAGCAAGCUAAAUAAUCCAAGAGCUGCUGCCAAAAACUAUGUGCUUUGAAACUUCUGUUAAAGGGUUCUUGAAUUUCAGUUUUGCACAAAUGCAAAUAGCCUACAAAAUACCUACACUUCUGCAAUGCAAACUCCCAGGCAUAUAAUUAUAUCCUCUGUCACACUUUUGGAAGAUGAAUACAUGAGAGCAUAGAGUUCACCCAGGGUGGAAUAUGGAAAUCAAGCUUCCGGAAGUUUCAUGGGAUGUUGUCACGCCAUCCUUGGCAAGAAUAUAAGUUGUGCAUAGGAGGGAAUCACCUGUUAAAGAAUAGCAAAGAGUCAGGCAAGUGAUUCACAAUGACCAGGAUCAGCAAUAGUUAAUUCAGUAGUAUAAAAAAGUAUGAGAAAUGAAAGGAAUGGGGUUAGAGCCACAUUGCAGAAACCGUAAACCUCAACUAAAUGUUUUGCUGUCAGACUGGAUGUAAUGCAUGUAAAAAAUAUAAAGAAUUGACAUCAUCAGCCCUAAUUGCCAUUCCACCCAGCUGUUCCUAGCUAGUCUUUUAGCACUUUCUUACAAUGCUCUCAUAGCCUUUUACCAAAAUGGUGAACCUUUGGCAGCUUUGUUCAGUCAAAUCAAGAAUAUCAGCAAACACAUGAGAGAUUGUUUUUUUCAAAUUCAGCCAACUGGCAUGCAGUAGAUGUUGAUCAGUACAGUGGCUGCCGUCAUGCCUCACCUCUUAAGUGAGGGAGGAAACAAAAGAACAGGCAGAAGAGCAAGGGUAGCAUCCUCCAAAUGUCACUGUCAUGUUAUCUUCAGCAGGGAGACAGGGAUCAAAGUUACACAGGGACCUGGGGCACAAGCUCUAGUUCAAAACAUGAAGAUGGUAAUCACUGCCAAACUUGGAGCCUGAAUGCUGAACUCCACUUUUUCCAACUAAGAUAAAUGCCUGUAUUGGUAGAUGUCAUAGGCUUCUAAGUAAAAAAAAAAAGGUUUGGUAGCUUCUGUUAUACUUUGGUUUGAUUUCCAAAACAGAAACGAUCUAAAGUCCCCUAAUGCAUUUCUGUCUCUUUAAAUAAUUUCCUAUGAAUCCCCAAAGUCAAAAGUCCAAAAAUUCUCCAUAGGGCCGGGAAAUAAUUGUGGGUUUUUAAGUUGCUUUAAGCACAUGACUACAAUAAAACUGCCAGCUUCAUCCUUUCGUGAUUAGAUGUGCAAAUGUAAAAUAUUGCUGUUUAAAUGGUCUUGAUGAGAGCGCAUAAAAUUAAUUUAUGUACUGUGGCUUUUCAUCAGCUGACAAAGCCAACACUGCUUGCAGACAUGCCAUCCCUGUGUGGCUUUUUUUUAUUAGUAUACUUAAUCUUUUCAAAAGAAAAACAGCUGGUCUUUGCAUGCAGGAAAUGUGCUCAUCACUCAUUGCAGUCUCUUCUUGCCUGCUUGUACGUUUUAACUGAUUCUGUGCCUUUGCCUCUGCAAUUGUUCACACAAGGUUGGGGGGGGGAGGAGGAUAAACAGCUCAAACAAUCCCCUCCCGAUUUCUAAAUCUGUGUGUCUCCUGAGCCUUAAGAAAUCAGAAAAGAAGCUCUCUCAGACCUAUACUCUGAAAGUUGUGAACCAGGGUAACUUGAACUAGACAUCUAGUUAUUUUAUACCACAAGCAAAGGAAACUAGAGAGUAUUUCAGAGGAGAGGUUUUUUUUUUUUUUUCCUUUCAUCGCUUCUUGAAGUUCAGAAGUAGAAGAUACUUCCAGUAAGAUUUGUGGUAAAACUUCACUUUGGUGGCAUUUCCAGAGAACAAUGCAUUUUCUGUGAGUAUAAUAAAAGUCGCUUUCCAUGGGAUAGGCAGCCAUGUAAAUUUGCUUAAUCAAUCAAUCAAUCAAUCACACACAGUUAAUUAGUGAAAGCCCUCAAAUCAAAUGUGAUGUUCCAACCAGACUUGCUAUCUCAGCACUUUCAGAUUAAUACCACUGCUCUAAAAAGACAGAGAAAGAGAGCAACUAUUAUGUGAGUAUCAGACACUAUGAUGCAUAAUAAAAAUCUUUCAUUAAAAGAAUGUAGUCACGUGUACAAAUGAAGUCUGAACAAAAACCAUUGAGUGAAAGUAUUCUAGACUGAUGGGAAAAUUCAGUCUGGAGAAAGAAAGGCUUUUCAAAGAUUUGAAAGGCAGAUCACUCAGAUAUCUCUGUCCAGUAAUCGAAAACAAAUAAAAAAAAGCAGUUUUUCAUUGGUGGCCAUGGGGACUCAUUGCUUUAAAUGAAACAAAUGACACAUUUACUCCAUCUUGUGGCAAGCUCCGCCUCAUUCGGAUGUGCAUAGAAUAUUGUGAUGCACAUAAAAAGGGACCAGGACAUGCACCGUGUUAGUCCCACUAGGCAGAAAGGACAAGAAAUCAAUUCCAUGGCAAGACUAGAACUUCACUUUUUGAGAUGGGUUAUCAUAGCAGAGUCCUGUGAGUUUGCUAGUGUGGUAUCUCUCUUUCUUCUCAUAACCCACUGAAUAAAGGAGACGUUUUCCUGAGCUGCUUUUACAUACUACCUUGCUCCUAGGACUUCAAUAAUGUUUCACUCCUCUUUUCUUAGGAAAUGAUUCUUGCAUCUUUCUGUUAAGGUCAUCUGCCUUACUCUCGGUGCACUGUGAGGCUGCAAUGCCACCUUGUUUCUGUUGCCAGUCUGACCAUCAUCAUCCUCUUACCCUGUGCUGAAAAUGCUGCUUAGUUGAUUAUGUUGAACUUAAGGGAUCCUGUUGGGCUUUAGUUGCCAUUCUAUCUUAAUAUCCGGUAAAAUGCUAAGAAAAACUUCCUGUUGGGAAACACCUGGCUUGGCAGGGGAGGAGGGAUCAAACACAGAGUUAGCCUGGAGUCACUAUGCAACCCCAAAAGAACUGUUCCCCAGGUUCCUUGGAAACUUAUCUAAUUGCUGCCAAGAGUAGUCUGCCAGACUGGGGAGAUUCCUAUAUUCUAUGCAGAACAUAACAAAGUAGUUAAUUUGAACAUUCCAUGUGUGGAUCUGGUUGUUCACCUCUGACACCUCCUAAUGAUAAAAGCACUUCUGCAGUGAAACCAAGAGGUCAUAGAGUUUCCUUUUUAUUCAAACAGAAGCUGUACAGUCAUCCAUCGGGGAUGUUUUAAAUCAGUUUUACGCUUGGUUCAGUUUUGAUGGAUCUAGGGGCAUGAUCAUAUCACUGACCUGAAACUUUUUAAAGCAACCAUGUCUUUGCUCAGCAUCAGUGACAGUGACAAAAAGAAGCACAUAAUUCCUGGAAAAGGGAUUAGUUUGAUCAGGCAGUAACACCAGGCAGUAUCAGAGGUAGGAGAUAGGACAGGCCACUCUCAGGGAAGAUGUGUUCAAUAUCUUGUACUGUUUCCUCCUUCUAGUCCCCUGAGCUUAACCUCAGUGCCUCAUGGUUGAAUCUCAGCAAGUAGGAAAUGUUUAUUGACAUCUGGGAGGUUCUUGUGGACCUUCAAAGUUUCUGCUCCACAAAUAAGUAAAUGUGAGAUUCUGUUGGUGAAGUUGGGCUCUAGACAACAAAUGAGACUGCUGCUACUGUACUAGCCUCUUUGCUGCAC
This is a messenger RNA of Crotalus tigris (Tiger rattlesnake), 10209 nucleotides long. It is a transcript of the gene ADRB2, whose product is annotated as adrenoceptor beta 2. The coding region runs from base 1247 to 2473 and encodes 408 amino acids. The transcript has 2 exons. Gene Ontology annotation, cellular component: membrane. Gene Ontology annotation, biological process: adenylate cyclase-activating adrenergic receptor signaling pathway; negative regulation of smooth muscle contraction; norepinephrine-epinephrine-mediated vasodilation involved in regulation of systemic arterial blood pressure. NCBI's taxonomy places the organism in Eukaryota, Metazoa, Chordata, Lepidosauria, Squamata, Viperidae. The record is from RefSeq and is a predicted model, not a curated record. Gene Ontology annotation, molecular function: beta2-adrenergic receptor activity; norepinephrine binding.